Molecule: messenger RNA, 452 nt
Organism: Caenorhabditis angaria
Lineage: Eukaryota; Metazoa; Nematoda; Chromadorea; Rhabditida; Rhabditidae
Source: the annotation of a GenBank genome assembly
AUGUUCCGACUUUUCGUAACUCUCCUGAUUCUCGCCGCCGCUGUGGAUGCCAACACAAGACUCACAAGAAUCACGGCCGAUUUGGGUUUCAAAUGUAAAUUGCCUCACUUGCGCGUCAUCGAUUCCGUCUCGUUUGUAGGAACAACUAGAUAUGGGUGAGUUCGAAGAACAACAACACUCCGCUUGCCUGUUGUUUAGCGUGAAUAUGUACUUCCAGAACCAACAAAACUUUGCUUCGUGACACACACGACAUCUUGUUCACCGGUAAUCCAAAACGAAAAACAUUCAAGCUUCUAUUCAUAAGAAAUUCCCUACAAUCGAAAAUAUAUGUGGAUGUUAAGCACAAUUGUACUCCAAGUGGACGACUCACCACAUCCAGAUAUUCAUUGGUAGAUCUUCCGAUUGUUGAACCACACAGAACCGUUCGCAAAACUUUGAUUCUUCAAAAAUAA